AUGGGGUUUUCUUCCACAAAUCUAUUACAACUUAUAUUAUUAUUCAUCACACUUUCCUGUCCAAGUAAUUUCUGCCCCGCCCAAGCUCAGCCCUUCCCCUGCCGCCCCGCCGGCGCCACCUGCCACGCCCUCAUCGACUACGUCUCCCCCAACGCCACCACCCUCUCCGCCGUCGCCGCCCUCUUCUCCGCCCCCGACCACCGCCCGCUCCUCGGACCCAACAACCUCCCCCCCACCACCCCGCCCAACUUCCCCGUCGCCGCCCGCCAUCCAAUCACGAUCCCCUUCCCCUGCUCCUGCACCGCCAACGGCACGGGAACGUCCGCCGGCCGCCCCGUCUACACGGUGGUCCCCGGCGACGGGCUCUACCACAUCGCGGCGGAGGUGUUCGCCGGACUCGUCACUUUCCGGCAGAUCGCGGCCGCCAACAACAUCAGCGACCCGGACCGGAUCUUGGUGGGCCAGGAUCUGGUGAUACCGCUGCCGUGCGGGUGCGAUGACGUGGAGGGGCGGCGGGUUGUGCACUACGGUCACGUGGCGGCGCAGGGGAGCACGGUGCAGGAGAUCGCCGCCCGCUACAACUCGUCGGCGGACACGCUGCUGAGACUCAACGCGUUGAACAGCUCACGGGACCUUGUCGCCGGGACUGUUCUUGACGUUCCGCUUACACCUUGUUCUUCGGUGGUCAACAAUAGCUCACCGGACUACCCUUUACUCGUCCCAAACGGAACCUAUCAACUCACAGCUAACAACUGCAUUCUCUGCAGGUGUAAUGCUGCAUUAAGUUCGAUGUUACAAUGCGAACCUUCCCAAACGAACUCGACUUGUACUGCCCCAAUCCGUUGUGAGGGCUCGGGAGACUUGUUUCUUGGUAACACGACAACAUCGGGUUGCAAUCGCACAAUGUGCACUUAUGCCGGUUAUAACAACCGAACAAUUUUCACAAGGCUGGCUUCUGAAUCAACUUGCCCCGCCUCACCUGGAAUGAGCUUGCAAGGUUGGAGGUGGACUGAGCUUCUUGUCGGUGUUCAAAUCAUCGUGUUUUGUUUACUUUUUCUCUAA
This is a messenger RNA of Striga hermonthica, 1062 nucleotides long. NCBI's taxonomy places the organism in Eukaryota, Viridiplantae, Streptophyta, Magnoliopsida, Lamiales, Orobanchaceae. The record is from the annotation of a GenBank genome assembly.